AUGUCAAUUUUGGGUUAUGUUCCUGCUUUAGUAGUGUAACAUCUUUUGAAUCUUAAAAUGAAUAAAUUAUUGAGAAAAUUACCAGAAAAGUAAAGAAUAAAAAGUGUUGUGAUGUUUGCAGAUAUAUCUGGAUUUACUAGAUUAACAGAAUUGUUAAGCUAAUUGGGAACUGAAGGGGCAGAGAGAAUAGCAUUUGCAAUUAAUAGAUAUAUGGAAUUAUUAGUUUAAGGUAUAGGAAGAAGUGGUGGUGAUAUUUUCAAAUUUGCUGGAGGUAUAUAUAUAUUUUAUAUUAUUUAAAGAUGCUAUGAUUGUUAUUUGGCCUCCUCCUCCUAAUGAUUAAAACUUUCAGUAGAAUUUAGAAACUUUACUAAAAUAAGCCAUAUAAUCAGCAUUGUUAAUAUAAGAAAAAUUAACAAAAGCUUAGAUUGAAUAAGGAAUUUAAUUGAGUGUAAAGAUUGGGUUUGGAGUAGGAGAAAUGAAUAUAAUUCAUGUUGGAGGAGUUUUCAAUAGAAUGGAAUAUUUGGCAACUGGAGAUCCAUUAAUCUAAGCUUUUCAUUCUGAGCAUUGUUUAACAGAGGGUGGAAAAAUUAUUAUCUCUUAAUAGAUUUAUGAUAUGAUUAACAAUUUCUUUGAAUGUUAAAAAGUAGUUGAUCAUGAAGGACAUUAUGAAGUCAUUAAAUUAUAGUAAGCGAAAGUGAAAAUGAAGGCUGAUGCACUUUUAAUAAAAAAUAACAUAACCUUAUCAUAGUUUUAAAUGAUUAGAAAUGAGAUUCAAUCAUAUAUACCUGCUGCUCUUCUGCCUUACAUUGAUAUAAAUGAAGAAGCUUGGAGUGCUGAAUUGAGAAGAUUGUCAAUAAUGUUUGUUAAUUUAAAAAUGGAUCUUAAUUCUGCAAAAAAUGCUUAGGGAUUGGAAUAGAUAUAGAGAGUCAUUAAAACAGUAUAAAAAUGUAUUUAUAUGCAUGAAGGAUCAUUAAAUAAGCUUUUAAUGGAUGAUAAGGGUUCAACUUUAAUUGUUGUGUUUGGUCUUCCUCCUUUAAGUCACUAAAAUGAUCCUGUCAGAGCUAUUUUGACAGCAUAAUUAAUGAAUAAAGAAUUACCAAAAAUUAAUUGUGGUUGUUCUAUUGGAAUAGUUACAGGUACUGUAUUUGCAGGAGUAGUUGGUACAAGUGGUUCAAGAAGAGAAUAUUCUGUUCUUGGUGAUUCUGUAAAUCUUGCAGCUAGAUUAAUGUAAGCAGCUUGUUCAGAAACAACUCAUAAAAUACUUUUAUGUUUGGAAACUGCUAAAAGUGCUGGUAAUUGUAUAAGCACUGCAUUUUUAAGAUAAACUUAAGUAAAAGGAAAAAAUGCACCAGUCCACAUUUAUGUACCUCUUGAUAAAUUAGUAGAACCUACUUAAGGUAAUUUGUUACCUAAUUUCAAAAUUCAUAAUUAUGCUUAUGGAUUUGCAAAAAAAUCAGAUUUUAUUGCUAUUUAAUUAUAUGGAAGGGAUGAAUAGCAUAAAAAGUUAUUGAAUUAAAUAGAUAAAGUAAUUAAAGGUGUUGAUAAGAAAAGUUUGAUAAUUCUAAAAGGAACAUAUGGAUGUGGAAAAAGUAUUUUAGCUAAAAAGGUGUUGCAUAGAGUAUAGGAGAAGAUAAAUUCAAAUUAGUAUAGUCCAUGGAAAUAUGGUGAGUCUCCUCAUAUACUUGUAUAAUAAUUAGAUCCUAUUACUAGAACAUUUAAAUUAAAUGGAUUAAGAAGUAUUUUGAAAUAAAUAUUUAUAUUAUAUGCAAAAAGAGUAGAGAAAUAACCAAAUAUGGAUUUAUUUAAUAUGAUGGUGGAUGUUAAUAUUCAUCCAUAGAAUAUGGUUUAAAUGUUAUAAGAGAUAGUAGGUUUGAAUGAUAAUAGACAUUUGGAGAAGUUUCCUACUAGAUAAUAAGAGGAGGACAAAGAAAUUGAUGUUAAAAGAAUUGUAUUUUAAUUUUUAAGUAAUUUCUUUGAAUAAAUACCUAAUAAAUUUACAGAAUUAUAUGAAGGUAGAUCUCCUGAUUAAAUUGGAUGGGAUGUAAUGAAAUCAUCUGUUUAAAGAUAAAUUAAUUAUUCUAUUAAAUAUACUAAUAUAAUAGCACCUGUUGUUUUAUGUUUAGAUGAUAUAUAAAAUUAUGAUUAGAUAUCAUUUAAAAUUUUGAAAUAAAUGGUAAAAACAUAUGAUAGAUUAACAAUAUUAGCAUUAUAUAGAGAUUCAUUUUAAGAAAUGAUUAUUUAACCAAAAGUUGCAGAGAAAAGGAAAUCUCAAGAAGAUAUUGCUAUUGAAGGUAUAACAGCAUUAGAAGAUAUAAUGGAUGGAAAUCCAUUUAUAUUAAUGUAAUUAAGAGGAGUUGAAAGAAAAGGAGGAACUGAUGAUGAAUUUGCUAAGAUGAUAAGAUUUUCAUUCAAUAUUUAGAAAUUUACACCAGAAUAAGAAUUUCCAUAAGGUAUUAGUGAAAGUGGAAUUAGAAAAAGAAUAACUUCUUCUAUUCAUGAUGUUAUUUUAUAAGAAAAUCAAUCAAAAGAAAUUAAUAAUUAAUUUUUAUUUUUUGAAAAUAAAUAGACAUUAAUUAAAACUGAUGUUGAAUUAUUAUUUAUGUAAUGGAUUUAUAUGAAAACUGGUGGUAAUCCAUUAAUGGUUUUGAAUUUUGUUUAAAAUUUAAUUGAUUUAGAAUUAAUAAGAUUGAGUCCAAAAAAUGCUACUAUAACAAAUGAAUUAGUUAAUUUAAUUAAUUAUGAAGAAAGUAUUAUUGUAGAUGCUCCUUAUUGUAGAAUUGAAGUUAAUGGUCCUAUCAUUGAUAAAUUAUCAUGUUUAGAAUAAUUAUUAUUAAAAGCAGCUAGUGUUAUUGGAGAUAUAUUUGAUAUUUAAUUAUUGAAUAAAAUUAAUCCAUUUAAAAAUGCAGUCAAUAAUAAAUUACAAAAAUAUUUAGAUGAAUUAGAGUCUAAAGAAGUUAUUGAAGUUAUGGAAGUAAGAGAAUAAAAUAUAUUUUAUCGUUUUACUUGUCCUUUUAUGAGAGAUUGUCUUUAUUAGAGAAUUACAUUUAAAUAAAGAAGAUAAUUACAUAAAGCUGUUGCUGAAGCCAUUUAAUAAUUACCUUUACCUUUUGAAACUGAAGAAUUAGUAGAAUGUAAGAAAUUAUAAUUUUAAUGGUUAAUGGCAGAAUCUAAUGCUUAUUAAUAGAUUAAUUUUGAAAAUAAUGAUGAUAAUAAAUCUAAUUCUAAACCUAACUUUUUAAUGAAUAUAAUUAAUCCUAAAUGUACUUAAGAUACAUAAAAAUUUUAGAAUAUGUCAAGUAAAGCACUUAAAUCCAUUAUCUUAAAAUAAAUUGGAAAUAAAUUCAAUAGAUCUUAGAACCAUGCAAAUAUUAUUUUGAGAGAAGGAGUUUUGAUUAAGAAAUCUAAAAAUAGAGUAUCUUAGGUACCUAGAUAUGUAAUUUUGGAUGGAAAAGAACUUAAAUUGUAUUAAAAUAGAUAAGACUCUCUUAAUUGUGAAUUACCUUUAUGUUCAAUUCCACUUAAAAGUAUAUAUUGUGUAGUGGCUUUGGAAAAUGAAAAGAACUUUACAUUAUAAAUAGGUUCAACCUAUUGGUAUAAAUAGAUGAAGGAAAUGGGAGAUAGAAAGUUUUUAUUUGAUGCAAAAGAUAAUGAAGAUUUAUAAUUAUGGACAAUUUAUUUGGAAUUUGCUAAGGCUCUUGCUAUUUAUGAGGACUUUACAAAUAAUUAUGGUAAAAUUUGUUUUCCAUUAUCAAACCAAUAUGAAUAGUAUGAUGCACAAUUUAAAUAUGAUAUAAGAAUUGAAGUAUAUAUUAUAAUAAUAUAAUAAGAAUAAUAAAUCAAUAAGAGGAAUUUAAAUAGAGAAAACAUAAAAAAACAAUAAGGAAUCAAUAAUCUAAAGAAAUAGUAGACGAUCUAAUAGACAAUCAAAAUUUACAGUUACAAGUAAACAAUUUAAGUUUAUGGAAAAGAAUUAGACAGAUGAAUAAUAAAUAUAGAGUUCUUAAGUAGUUGAUAUGUAAUUAUUAAAAGAGAGAGUAAAUUUAUUUUUUUAAAAAGGGUAAUAUAUUUAAUAUAAUUUUAUUUAGUAUAUUACUUUUAUUUUCACAUAUAUAUGAAUAGUCAAUUUAAAAAGCAGAUGAUUUUAAAAUUUUAGGUAAUACUAGUAUAGCAAUGAGAAAAUUGAAUAAUGUAUUUAAAAUAGAUAAAUAAUUGAUUAAUGAAUAAAAUAAAAAAUCUAGUGCUUUUUUGCAAUAAUAAUAAAUAAUAAUUGAAGAUAAAUAAGAAACAAAAUAAUAAGAUAAUUGGGAAAUAGUAAUUUAGAAGGUUGAUAUAGAUAAUGAUUUAACAAAUAAUUAAAAUUAAAUGUUGGAUGAGAAAAUAUAAAAAACAGAUAUGAUUUUUGAGUUAGAGAGAAAGAAUUCAUAAGAUAGAUUAUAGGAUAUAGAUAAUGAUGAUUAAACACCUAAAUUAGAUUUAUAAAUUAAAUCAUAUAAAGAUAUAAAGGAAAAUAUAGAUGAAGAAGAAAUAGAUAAUUUUUAAUUAGAUGGUAUUUAUAUUAUAAUAAUUAAUAUAUAGAAAGUGCAUUAAGAAAAUAAUAACAUUUAAGAAUUCAAAGAUUAUAAAAUUUUAAAUGUUCUUUUGGUAAUGAUUCAUUUUAAAAAAUGCAUUCAGAAAGUAUAUUACGAUCUUCACCUUUGAUGAAAUAAGAAGAUACCUUGACUGAAGUUUUAGCUACUCAAUCUUAAACUGAGAAUUCUAAAAGAGAAUCAACUGAUAUAUAUUAAUCAUCAUAAUAACCACCUUAAUUGUUAACUAAAAUAUCAGAGAAAGAAUCAAUAACAGAUGCUUCUUGUUAAGUAAGUAGACAUUUAUCUACUUGUUAAGUGGAUAAGAUAAUUCCAGUAAGUAAUAAUUAAAGAUCCAGAUAAACUAGUAAUAUUAAUAAUUAAUAAAAUAAAUCACCUCCUCAUACAUAAAAAUCAUUAACACCUACAAGUCACUCAUAAAAAAAUAUAUAAUUUAAUAUAUUGGAUGAUUGUAAAUCUAAACCUAAAUUAGAUUCAUAAAUAUCAUCUUAAAUGAAUUCUGGUAGAAAUAAACCUGCUCACUUACUUACAAAUUAUAUUAAUUCUCAGAAAACCUUCUCUAAAGAUACUAAAUAAAAUCCAUUUAUUUAUGGUACAGCUAUCAAUAAUUGUAAACCAAUAACAGGUGAUAAUUUUAUUCUUAAGCCUGGUUAUAAAGUGAUAGUCUAAAAGAUAGACAAGAAGACUUAAUUAAUAGAAUGUUUAUAUGAGAAUUUAGUUGGAAUUUUUAGAUUGAGAGAUAUUGCAGUAAUUGAAGGUAUAUAAAAUUAACAUAUUGAAUUAAGAUCCUUCUAUUGAGUAAAAAAUAGAAAUUACAUAAAUAUUAUCUAAAUAAUCAAGUAAAAGUCCAUUAACAAAAUAACCAUAACACAAUAGACCUAAAUCCUUUCUAACUCCUACUAAAAAAAAUUGA
Messenger RNA from Paramecium primaurelia, 5499 nucleotides. The record is from the annotation of a GenBank genome assembly. NCBI's taxonomy places the organism in Eukaryota, Ciliophora, Oligohymenophorea, Peniculida, Parameciidae.